GCGGCUGCGCACGGGGAUUGGGCCGGCGGCAGCGGCGGGGCCUUCCGGGGGGCCGGAGGAAGGCGGCGGCCGGAGUGUCUGUUGUGGGGCGUCCGUGGGGGAGAGAUCAAAAAAGCAGAGACUGAAUCUACAUGAAGAUCUAUUUCCACAGAGUGUGAUAAGGAAGAACAUUGAGAAAGGAGGAGUCUAUGUGCUUUGGCCACCAUGUCUGGAAUUGGCAACAAACGGGCAGCUGGAGAGCCUGGCCCUUCUGCACCUCCAGAGAAGAAGGCAGGGGUUGAAGAUGCAGGGACCACAGUCGAGACCAUUAAGCUUGGUGGUGUUUCUUCAACGGAGGAGAUGGACAUCCGGACCCUGCAGACCAAGAACCGGAAGCUAGCAGAGAUGCUGGACCAGCGACAAGCCAUUGAGGACGAGCUACGGGAGCACAUUGAGAAGCUGGAGCGUCGUCAGGCCACAGAUGAUGCCUCUCUGCUGAUUAUCAAUAGGUACUGGAAUCAGUUUGAUGAAAAUAUCCGCAUCAUACUGAAACGCUUUGACCUGGACCAAGGUCUUGGAGACCUUUUGUCUGAGAGAAAAGCACUGGUGGUACCGGAACCUGAACCAGAUUCAGACAGUAACCAGGAGCGCAAAGAUGAGAGGGAACGAGGCGAAGGACCAGAGCCAGCAUUCUCCUUCCUAGCCACUCUAGCCAGCAGCACUAGUGAGGAGAUAGAAUCUCAGCUGCAGGAGCGUGUAGAAUCCUCCCGCCGUGCUGUCGCCCAGAUUGUGACGAUGUAUGACAAGCUGCAGGAGAAAGUGGAUGUGCUGUCGCACAAGCUGAACAGUGGAGAUAUUACAUUGAUGGAAGAAGCAGUCCUGGAGCUUAAUACCUAUCUUUCACAUGAAAAUGGACGGCUGCAGGAGCUGGCUGAUGUUCUCCAGGAAAGACAUCGAAUCAUGUCUCAGGAGUUCUCCAAGCUGCAAGAGAGAGUGGAGACAGCAGAAUCUCGGGUGUCUGUUCUGGAGACCAUGAUUGAUGACCUUCAGUGGGAUAUUGACAAGAUACGCAAGAGAGAGCAGAGGCUCAACCGGCACUUAGCAGAUGUUCUGGAACGAGUAAAUUCCAAAGGCUACAAAGUGUAUGGAGCUGGGAGCAACCUCUAUGGGGGCACAAUCACCAUCAAUGCCCGCAAGUUUGAGGAGAUGAAUGCAGAGCUGGAAGAGAAUAAAGAGCUUGCUGGGAAUCGCCUCAAUGAGUUGGAGGAACUACGCCAGGAUCUUGAGGAAGUAACAACACAGAAUGAAAAACUCAAGGUUGAGCUGCGACGAGCAGUGGAAGAGGCUGUGAAGGAGACCCCAGAAUAUCGCUGCAUGCAGUCUCAGUUUUCUGUUCUGUAUAAUGAGAGUCUCCAGCUGAAGGCACAUCUCGAUGAGGCCCGCACUCUUCUUCAUGGCACUCGCACCACACACCAGCGCCAAGUGGAACUAAUUGAGAGGGACGAAGUCAGUCUUCACAAGAAACUACGCACAGAGGUAAUUCAGCUAGAGGACACCCUGGCACAAGUCCGCAAAGAGUAUGAGAUGCUGAGGAUAGAAUUUGAGCAGACGCUUGCUGCCAAUGAACAAGCAGGCCCAAUUAACCGGGAGAUGCGUCAUCUCAUCAGCAGCCUCCAAAACCACAACCACCAGCUGAAAGGAGAAGUGUUAAGAUACAAGCGCAAACUGAGAGAGGCCCAAUCUGACUUGAGCAAGAUCCGCUCACGCAGUGGUAGCACUCUCUUACAGUCCCAGUCCAGCACUGAAGACACAAAGGAGGAACCUCCAGAGAUCAAGCAAGAGCCUGAUGAUCCUUCAGCCCAGGUGCCUGUCCCCAAGGCUGUUUCUGAAGAUAUUAAUGAAGUGAAGGCCAGGCGAGAUGAAGAGGAACGGGAGCGAGAGAGACGGGAGAGGGAGAGGGAGCGAGAGAAGGAAAAAGAGAAAGAGAGAGAGCGAGAGAAAGAGAAAGAAAAGGAAAAGGAACGAGAGCGGGAAAAGCAGAAGCAGAAGGAAUCUGAGAAGGAGCGAGAGCCCAAGGAGAAGGAGAAAGGGAAGCAUGAAGAUGGAAGAAAGAAGGAGGCUGAAGUGAUAAAGCAACUGAAAGCUGAGCUCAAGAAGGCUCAAGAGAGCCAGAAGGAGAUGAAACUGUUGCUAGAUAUGUACCGCUCUGCCCCCAAAGAACAGAGGGACAAAGUGCAGCUUAUGGCAGCUGAGAAGAAGGCAAAAGCUGAGUUGGAAGAACUGAGGCAGAGGGUGAAAGAAUUGGAAGACAAAGAGAAAAAGGAGAGUAAAAAGAUGGCUGAUGAGGAUGCCCUCCGCAAGAUCCGAGCAGUGGAGGAACAAAUUGAGUACUUACAGAAGAAACUAGCCAUGGCUAAGCAGGAGGAGGAGGCCUUGCUUUCAGAAAUGGAUGUCACAGGCCAAGCCUUUGAAGACAUGCAGGAGCAGAAUAUCCGCCUGAUGCAGCAGCUACGGGAGAAGGAUGAUGCCAACUUCAAGCUGAUGUCAGAACGUAUCAAGUCCAACCAGAUCCACAAGCUGCUGAAGGAGGAGAAGGAGGAGCUGGCAGACCAAGUUUUGACACUGAAGACACAGGUGGAUGCCCAGCUGCAGGUUGUACGUAAGCUGGAGGAGAAGGAACACUUGCUGCAAAGCAGUAUUGGAACAGGCGAGAAGGAACUAGGUCUGCGAACGCAGGCCCUGGAAAUGAACAAACGCAAGGCCAUGGAUGCAGCCCAGCUUGCAGAUGAUCUGAAAGCUCAGCUAGAACUGGCUCAAAAGAAGUUACAUGACUUCCAGGAUGAGAUUGUGGAAAACAGAGUAACUAGAGAGAAAGAGAUGUUCAACUUCAAAAGGGCUGAGGAGGAUAUUUCUAGGUUACGGAGGAAAUUGGAGACCACCAAGAAGCCUGACACAGUUCCCAACUGUGAUGAGAUACUGAUGGAAGAAAUCAAAGAUUACAAGGCCCGCCUGACCUGCCCAUGCUGCAACAUGCGCAAGAAGGAUGCUGUGCUUACAAAGUGCUUCCACGUCUUCUGUUUUGAGUGUGUGAAAACACGCUAUGACACCCGACAGCGCAAGUGCCCCAAGUGCAACGCUGCCUUCGGUGCCAAUGACUUCCACAGAAUCUACAUCGGCUGAUCCCUUCACUGGGGUGACUGGAGGUUGCCACUUCUGCCGACCACCAAGCCUCCCUCAUUUUCUGGGACUUUCACCUUUGGGGCAGUCAGUCCUUCUGUCAGCUCAUCUGCAGCCUGUUCUGGUUAGGGUAUGGACAGGAGCAGAUUCUGGAUCUUGGUUCCUUUCUAGUCCCUUUUAUUUUAUUCUUGCCCUCGGUGUUUGUGGAUUCUUUGUCUCUCGGAGAAUGUUUGCCAUCGCUUUCACACUGCCAAGUUAGGGACAUCUAACUGAAGUCUUGCCUUGCUGAGAAGGAGAUGGUGGUGCAGCAGAGAUGAGGCGUUUAUUUGAGGAGUCUGCUUUGGAGGCCAAGUCCCAUCAAGGUAUGGUAGUGUUUCAGAGAGUUUCCCAGUUAAAGGGCCAAACAACAAAUGAACAUUGACAUCGGUAGAGUUCAGUGGAGCGACUCACACAUGUAUCUUCUGAGUAAGGACAACAGUCUGUAAAGGCUGGUGUUUUAGUAAAUAUCCUUCUGUCCCCAAAGGCAAAUGUACACCUUAAUACCCCAAAAAGGAGAAAAAGAAGACACUGGGAGAGUCUUUGAAAAUAGCAUUCCACUUACGAACCUUGGUUGAUGUGGACACCUUCCCUUAGGUUGAGGCAUUGCUGUCAUUAUCCUUAGUUUCCAGAAGAGAAUUUUUAGGGGUUACAUUGCUGCAACUUUGUGACACAGAGUAAUCUUGUAAUGCACAAUAUUUAAUAAAAGCUGUUGUCCAGGUUACUGUCCUGUUUUUCUUGCCUCUCGUAGUAUCUGUCUCUGCUUCUGUGCCUUGUCCAGUUAUUGGAAGCAUUUUUCACGAGCUUUAAGCUUCUAAAGUAGAGGAAUUCCUUCCUUCCUGUUCUCAAGAAAUGGUUAACUAAAACAACCUUUGUCCUUUUGGCUCUAUCUUCAGUACUUUACUCUUGACACAGCAGAAGGGCCAAGAUGCUGGAUAAUUUAUGUAGUCAUUUGUCAAUGGCUGCUGCUAAUUUUAUGAAAGGACGUGUCAUAGGUUCUGGUCUGUAUGCUGUCAGUGCUGUGAGGCUGUAUUUGAAAUCUGCUGCUACAGUCAAAAUGCCAAGUCAUUUAUUUAGAGCAUUUCUUCAUAGGAUGUAGUGUUUUACUUGUAAACUUACUUUUCUUGGAAGGAGUAACUGACAGAGGUUUGUCUGACCUGUAUCCCUUCCCUGAGUCAUAAAAUCUGUAUUACCUUCCUGUAUUUGCUAUAAGAAAUAAUAGAAGCAAUAGUAAAAUGAAAGCAAUUAAUCUCAGACUUGGAGUAUGCAGCAUUAUUUUUAUAUUUAUGAAAAGAUGUAUAAAAUAUGAAUUAAACCCUGUAAAUUUUGAUGAACCCAGAAGACACAUGACUUGAUCUUUGCAAGGGCAAGCUGGGAUGCUGAGAUGUUGUGAUAUGACUUCAGUUCUGAUGCAGGAUGUGCAGAAGUGAAAGCAGAACCCUCUCUUCUUGCACUGGAAGUUGUUCCCUGGAUUACAAUUUGUGAUGUCAAAUUGGAGAAAAAAUGGUGCGUUAGGAACACUAACGGUAGAUUUUCUGGUACAAACGCCUGUUCAUCAAAGCCAGGACCUAAGUUGUCAACAGGCAUUGUUUAGAGCGUUUGACAGC
Colius striatus (speckled mousebird) is the source of this 4799-nucleotide messenger RNA. RefSeq names its product ring finger protein 20 (gene RNF20). The transcript is spliced from 21 exons. NCBI's taxonomy places the organism in Eukaryota, Metazoa, Chordata, Aves, Coliiformes, Coliidae. Gene Ontology annotation, molecular function: ubiquitin protein ligase activity; metal ion binding. The record is from RefSeq and is a predicted model, not a curated record. Gene Ontology annotation, cellular component: nucleus; HULC complex. Bases 205 to 3159 code for a protein of 984 amino acids.